ACAGAACGUGUAAAUGUGAAAGACAACACCUUAACUUUGGUGUAAUUAUGGCUUUAAAAUUUGAUUUGAAAUUAUAAGCUCGAACUUUUAACCAUACUAAAAUAUUAAGGACUAAUUUGUGUAUAUUUUACCCUACCCGUGAUCUACUUCAACGUCAAACAGAAAACAGUUUGUUAGCUUUGAUGUUGCCUGUAUUUGUAGAUGUUAACACUGUAAUUUUAGUGAACAAACUAAAUAAGAUAAAUUCUUAAUUAAAAUUCAUAAUUGUGAACACGUUAUGUUUUUUAGAGCAGACCUCAUUCUUCAUAAACUGAGCUCAUAUUAAACACAAAUACAUAUGAGUAUUUGAAAGAAGGAAUAAACCAGCUAAACUAUUAGUGGUUGUUAAUAAUGCAAAACAUGGAUCUAUUGUGUUCGGAGAGUAUUGUAUGUGAUUCAGAUUCGGCAUAUCGCAUUAACCAACAACAAACGUAUGCUGAGCCCAUAAUCAGGACUGAUUUCUCAUCUACAACUUCUGAUAGUGCUGGUAACGUUGCAAACACAAUCGCAGCUUCAAAUCCAUCCAACAGCUCCAGUAAUUCCGUCGUGUGCAAAAGGAGUGAGAUUGUUUAUAUAUACGCAUCAGCAGAAUCAUUAAGGACCCAAAACCAAUCACACCAACUUCAAGAAAAAGGUAUGAAGGAACCUGUUGAAUGGAUUACUCGAAGCUGCAGCAAUCAGCCAUCGGCUGUUCGUCUUCAAGGGUGGCAGAGUAAAUCCGACCCACUCGGUUCAAAUUAUGUCAAUACGGCUAUUGGAGAUCCUACUUUUAAAUCUGAUCGAUGCCUGGAGAAUGCCUUGAAAGCUGAGGAAAAGCACCAACAGAUAGUCGAGACAUAUUUUAGGACUGUUCAAAGAGAUAUAACUCCGGCGAUGCGUAAAAUUGUGGUUGAGUGGAUGAUGGAAGUAUGUGCCGAAGAGAAAUGCCAGGAGGAGGUCGUAUUGUUGGCAUUGAAUUACAUGGAUCGCUUUCUUUCAACUAAAUCAGUACGCAAGACGCACCUUCAAAUUUUAGCAGCUGCCUGUCUUUUACUUGCUUCAAAACUUCGGGAACCCAGCUGUCGUGCCCUCUCCGUUGAAUUACUGGUCGUUUAUACGGACAACAGCAUUUACAAGGAGGAUUUAAUUAAAUGGGAACUGUACGUGCUCAGCCGACUGGGAUGGGAUCUUUCAUCUGUGACCCCCUUGGAUUUUCUUGAUCUUUUAAUUAUACGAAUGCCAAUAAAUAGUAAAAUCAUCCCUGAUAUAAGCAUUGCUAAAGUUAGACAACACGCUAAGGCCUUCAUAUCGAUGGCAGCCAAAGAACAUCAAUUUGCAAAGUACCCAGCUAGCACUAUAGCAGCAUCGAGUAUAGCCGCUUCAAUGAGUGGCCUAAAAUGGCAUCUGCGCACAGUCCAUAAUCUCCACUUUUUAUUGGGCCUACUUACGGACCUAACCAGCAUCGAACAAGUUCAGCUGCAGGAAUGUAUGUUACAUAUGGAGGCGAUUUUUGAAGAGCACAGUCGCAAACUGCAACCGUUUUUCGUUAACAUUGAGCAUCCUAAAACUGCAAAAAUGUACUACCAGCGUCGUUGUCAGACUCAUCCUACCCAGCAAUAUCAGCAGCAGCGCGCGCAACGCAUAAGGCAAAUGCCGGCACCGUCUCUGUCUCUUACAACUGCUGCAGAAAACGCUGAUCAAAAUUGCUUUAAAGCUGCCCGGCCCUAUCGGACGCAAACAUUAAAAAUGCUGGGGCAGGCUAAAACUGAGCUACAAGACAUACAAUUGUGAGACAAGAAAUGUUUGAGACAGUAUGCUAAACAUUAGUAGUUUAUUAUACAUACAUAAUUAAUUGUACAUUUAAUUACACAAACAAUAAGAAUACAUACUAUUCAAUAAUA
Drosophila guanche is the source of this 1919-nucleotide messenger RNA. RefSeq names its product G1/S-specific cyclin-D2. The record is from RefSeq and is a predicted model, not a curated record. The transcript is spliced from 5 exons. Gene Ontology annotation, biological process: positive regulation of G1/S transition of mitotic cell cycle; regulation of cyclin-dependent protein serine/threonine kinase activity; mitotic cell cycle phase transition. Gene Ontology annotation, cellular component: cyclin-dependent protein kinase holoenzyme complex; cytoplasm; nucleus. NCBI's taxonomy places the organism in Eukaryota, Metazoa, Arthropoda, Insecta, Diptera, Drosophilidae. The coding region runs from base 391 to 1809 and encodes 472 amino acids. Gene Ontology annotation, molecular function: cyclin-dependent protein serine/threonine kinase regulator activity.